AUGAGCGAUCUCACCAACUACAAGCGCCUCGAGAAGGUUGGAGAGGGAACGUAUGGUGUCGUCUACAAGGCCGUAGACCUGCGGCAUGGGCAGCGCAUCGUGGCGCUCAAGAAGAUCCGGCUCGAAAGCGAGGACGAGGGCGUGCCCAGCACGGCGAUCCGCGAGAUCUCGUUGCUCAAGGAGCUCAAGGACGACAACAUCGUGCGUCUGUACGACAUCGUGCACUCGGACGCGCACAAACUGUACCUUGUGUUCGAGUUUCUAGAGCUGGAUCUCAAGCGCUACAUGGAGUCCGUGCCGAAAGACCAGCCCCUGGGCGACAAAAUCAUCAAAAAGUUCAUGAUGCAGCUGUGCAAGGGUAUCGCGUACUGCCACGCGCACCGCAUCAUCCACCGCGACCUCAAGCCGCAGAACCUGCUGAUCAACCGCAACGGCAACCUCAAGCUCGGCGACUUCGGCCUGGCGCGCGCGUUCGGCGUGCCGCUGCGCGCGUACACCCACGAGAUCGUCACGCUGUGGUACCGCGCGCCCGAGGUCCUGCUGGGCGGUAAGCAGUACUCCACGGGCGUCGACGUCUGGUCCAUCGGCUGCAUCUUCGCCGAAAUGUGCAACCGCAAGCCGCUGUUCAGCGGCGACAGCGAGAUCGACCAGAUCUUCAAGAUCUUCCGCCUGCUUGGCACCCCGAACGAGUCCGUCUGGCCGGACAUCGUCUACCUGCCCGAUUUCAAGCCCACGUUCCCCAAAUGGCAGCGCCGCGACCUGGCGCAGGUGGUUCCGUCGCUCAACGAGCACGGCCUGGACCUGCUGGACAAGCUGGUCACCUACGAUCCCAUCCACCGGAUCAGCGCGAAGCGCGCGGUCACGCACCCGUACUUUAAGGACGAAUAG
Molecule: messenger RNA, 888 nt
Organism: Eremothecium gossypii ATCC 10895
Lineage: Eukaryota; Fungi; Ascomycota; Saccharomycetes; Saccharomycetales; Saccharomycetaceae
Gene: CDC28
Product: cyclin-dependent serine/threonine-protein kinase CDC28
Exons: 1
Coding region: 1-888 (295 amino acids)
Biological process (GO): regulation of gene expression; signal transduction; protein phosphorylation
Cellular component (GO): nucleus; cyclin-dependent protein kinase holoenzyme complex; cytoplasm
Molecular function (GO): ATP binding; cyclin binding; cyclin-dependent protein serine/threonine kinase activity
Source: RefSeq, marked provisional